Molecule: messenger RNA, 1485 nt
Organism: Gregarina niphandrodes
Lineage: Eukaryota; Apicomplexa; Conoidasida; Eugregarinorida; Gregarinidae
Product: putative replication factor A, related protein
Exons: 2
Coding region: 1-1485 (494 amino acids)
Source: RefSeq, a predicted model, not a curated record
AUGAAGAGGCCUUCGAUCGCAGCCAAUGAAUAUGCAUUACUUAAGACACUUAAUUCAUACACACCCAGGUUUCAGAUCAAGGUCCGUGUAGUCGACAAAACACCCCUCACUACCUUUCAAAACAAGCGUACUAAUAAACCAGGAUCCGUGUUCAGCUGCACUAUCGUUGACUCGGAAGGCACCCAAAUGAAUUGCAAGUUCUGGAAUUCAGCUGCCGACAAAUGCUUCGAACCUCUGCAAAAAGGACAUGUGUAUGUGAUGAGUAAAGGGAAGAUCGUGGUAGCCAACAAGCGGUUUUCGAAUGGUAUUGAGCACAACUACGAGCUGAGUUUCGACACGUCGGAGUGUGAAUUGAAUGAGGCUGAGAAUGAGGAAAGUAUUCCGACGGAGCGGAAUAUCGUGUAUACGAAUCUUCGAUCGAUUGAGCUGAGUACCAAAAGACUUCCCUUCAUUUGUAACUUAGUAGCAAUAGUGCACGAGAUGCAACCAGUCCGGUCGGUGCAGGUUCGGACAGGCGAGACAACGGACGUGCGAACGAUCCAGGUCGUGGACACCACUCAGUACCAAAUGGAAAUUUCGGUGUGGGGGCAUUUGGCUUCGGAUACGGUGUGCGAGGUCGGCGACGUAAUCGCCGUUUCUGGCCUACAGGUAAAGGAAAGCAAACCACGGGGCCCCAACGCCUCCGAGGCCAGCAGCCUGGGCAAACAAGCGUCGACGGUCAGGUCAUCAGAAAUCACAGUCAACCAGCACCCCGACACCGACCAACUGCGGCAGUGGUACUUGCAACACGCCAGCGCCACCGACUUCACACACAUCUCCUUCCCUAUGACCGGCCGCCAGGGCUUCGGCAGCAACACUCUGGAGACAGACCUACAGGGCAUGCACUCCCGGAUAGCCGAAGGCCUCCCCGACGAAGGACUCAUAUUCAAAAUACACGCGUUCAUAUCCAACGUGAUGUACAGAAACCCGCGCGAAGACCAAAAACUCAACCUCAUCUACCUCGCCUGCAUCCAAUGCAACAAAAAAAUAUCCGACGCCGGUGCCUGCCCAAGCUGCCAAGGCACCCAGUCCACUCCCAAAAUGAGUCUCAGCGUCGCGCUCUCAGACGAAUCAGCCUCCAACGUCAACGUACGCGUCUUCUCCGAUGUCGCGCAAGUACUCCUAGGCAAAAUGCCCCAACAAAUGAAAGAAAUGAUCGAUGAAGGCAACCAAGACAUGAACAUCAAGGAAAUCUGCGAAUAUGCACCCAUCUGGAAACGUUACACCUUCAUCAUACGCGCCAGAAAAGACCUCUACAACAACCAACUCAGGGUCAACCUCUCCGUCGGCUCUGCCACCCCCUACGUACCUAACGCUUUCGCGGCCAACGCUAUGAAAACCAUCAACGAAUUCAUGCCUGACAUUUUCGAAGACUUGUCCAACAAAAGGACUAUCUACUCAGAAAACCAACCUGAACAAAACAAGAGAAUCAAAAUAGAUAGCUAG